Messenger RNA from Danio rerio (zebrafish), 2061 nucleotides. The record is from RefSeq and is a predicted model, not a curated record. NCBI's taxonomy places the organism in Eukaryota, Metazoa, Chordata, Actinopteri, Cypriniformes, Danionidae.
UGUCGACAUCUGCUGUCAGGAUCUCCUCCACCGAGCACCAGCACCUCCAUCAUCCUCAUUCUCCUCCCCACCCUCAACCUCUCCCUGCGGGAACGGCAAAAUCCAGCUCUAAACAUUUACAAUUUGGAUUUGCAAAAUCCUCGCCAAAGGACCAAAUUUGAUCGUCAUAAAGCCACAAUCGCGCUUUAAUGGCGUCAGAAAGGCGUCUCAGUGUCGCGCGCAUGAGGAUUACGCGAUGAAAUUCAAUUUCAAAAUGCACGAGGGAAGAGACAGAGAGACGGGUCAGAAUUAGUGAGAUCGCUGUGUGUUUGCAACUGCUGCACGCUGGAGUGUGGGGAGAGAUUGAGGUGUCCACACCCCGUCAUUGUUCCAGCAUGUCCCCUCCAGCAUCCGCUGCGACAGCCAGUGAGAGCAGCACCACCACUGCGCUCGAGGAAGACACAGAUGGAGCCCGAGAGGAGCAGAGGCCCGUGAAGCAGUCGCUGAGCAAGUCCAUGUGCAGAGAGGUGUUCUGGAAAUGCCUGCUGCUGUCCAUGCUCAUGUACGGCUGUAUGGGCGCCAUGGUGUGGUGCCACGUCACCAAAGUCACCCGCCUGACCUUCGACAGCGCCUACAAGAAGAAGUCCAUGAUGUACCACGACAGUCCCUGCUCAGACGGCUACAUCUACAUCCCUCUAGCCUUCCUCAUCAUGCUGUACGUGGUUUACCUGGUGGAGUGCUGGCACUGCCAUGCCAGAAACGAGCUUCAGUAUAAAGUGCACACCGAGGGGAUUUACGAAAGGAAUCAGAGGAUGCAACAAGCCAAGCCUUGCAUCUGGUGGAAGGCCAUUAGUUAUCAUUAUGUACGUCGGACACGGCAAGUCACGCGCUACCGCAAUGGAGACGCGUACACAACCACGCAAGUGUACCACGAGAGAGUCAACACACAUGUAGCUGAAGCCGAGUUUGAUUACGGGCACUGUGGCGUUAAAGACGUCUCCAAGCAGCUAGUCGGUCUGGAAAAGUCGGCCAUCACCAAAUUAAGGUUCACCAAGUGCUUUAGCUUCGCCAAUGUGGAAUCCGAAAACUCUUAUUUGACGCAGCGUGCACGGUUUUUCACCGACAAUGAAGGACUUGAUGAUUACAUGGAGGCAAGGGAAGGGAUGCACCUUAAAAAUGUCGAUUUCAAAGAGUACAUGAUUGCCUUCUCCAAUCCUGACAAGCAUCCUUGGUACGUGUCCAACUACGUCUUCUGGACGGCAGCAUUUCUAACCUUAUCCUGGCCGUUAAGGGUGCUCACAGAAUAUCGUACGGCGUACGUUCACUACCGUGUGGAGAAACUUUUCGGUGCAGACUACAUUGCUGUGACGCCCUGUGACGAGAGACCGUACUGUAGACGAAUCCCAAGAGUCAACACCAUCGACAGCACCGAAUUAGAGUGGCACAUCCGAUCUAACCAGCAGUUGGUGCCAAGCUACUCUGAAGCAGGACUGAUGGAUCUAGCGCAGCGUUCAGGAGGUGUUCGCCAGAAUUGCGAACGCUGCCAUCGGGCUAUCAGCAGCUCUUCUGUGUUUUCCCGAAGCGCUCUCAGCAUUUGCAAUGGCAGUCCACGGAUCCCUUUCAGCGGGAGUCGCUUUUCUUUGGGAAGACUGUAUGGAUCGCGUCGAAGCUGCUUUUGGAGAAGCGGAAGUUUGGAUGAACCCGAAAGUCCCAGCGAGAACACGAGAUGUCUGUCUGGACGGAUUAACGCGGAUGAAGAAGACCCACCGCCCUAUCAGGACGCUCUGUACUUCCCUGUGCUCAUUGUUCAUUGUAGCGAGAGCUGUCCCAAUCACCGAUCCUUCCACAGGAACGGAUCAUGCGUCGAGACGUCUUUAUGACCACAGAACAAAUUAAAUAUCGUCAAAGAGGUGAAACAUCCUCAAUACUAGACAUGUCCUGUGACUCAGGAAUCAUUUAUUGGAAUAUCUAUUGGCCAACGUCACUGUAUUCUUACAACAUUACGCCCUAUUAACAUGGGGCGUCAGCGUCAACGCUUCCAAUUCACUUUGAAUGGGUGACGUCAGGCGUUGCCGAACUGCA